Molecule: messenger RNA, 504 nt
Organism: Lodderomyces jiufengensis
Lineage: Eukaryota; Fungi; Ascomycota; Pichiomycetes; Serinales; Debaryomycetaceae
Product: mitochondrial 37S ribosomal protein mS41
Exons: 1
Coding region: 1-504 (167 amino acids)
Cellular component (GO): mitochondrion
Source: RefSeq, a predicted model, not a curated record
AUGUUCAAAACACUAAUAAAAUCGUCAUAUAUACAGCUCAAUCUAAUCUCAAAUACUAUAAGAUCCACAUAUAAACCAAUCACUUUCAUCACAUACAAAUACUUUUCACAAUCAUCAAUAAAUUAUAAAACAAAUACAUCAACUCGAACUAAAGAAAAUGUACAUGACUUGAAGACUUUUUUAGAAUUAAUAGGACGUAAUUGUGUUGAACAUCUUGAUUCAUUUGAAGGUGACUUGAAUAAAUUUUUAGAAACACCAAGUAAAAAAAUGAAAGAUAUUGGAAUUGAUACAAGAACGAGAAGAUAUUUAUUAAGAUGGAAACAUAAAUUUAUAAAUAAUUUAGAACCAUUAAGAGAACAUCCAAGAGGUAAAAAGAAAAAUGGUGGUGAAAGAAAAGCUAAAACUGUUAUUGCAAAAAGAAAAGCUUUACAAAGAUUGGAGGAUAAAGAAAAAUUUAGUCAACAAGAAAUGGAUGCUGAAAAUAGAGGUGAAAGAUUAUUUUAG